Messenger RNA from Catharus ustulatus (Swainson's thrush), 1847 nucleotides. RefSeq names its product syndecan 2 (gene SDC2). The transcript is spliced from 5 exons. The coding region runs from base 200 to 805 and encodes 201 amino acids. Gene Ontology annotation, biological process: cell migration. Lineage: Eukaryota; Metazoa; Chordata; Aves; Passeriformes; Turdidae. Gene Ontology annotation, cellular component: membrane; cell surface. The record is from RefSeq and is a predicted model, not a curated record.
GCGCAGCCUGCAGCCCGCGCGCCCCAAGCACCGGGCCCGCCGGAGCGCAGCGCCGAGCCCGCGCAAGGAGCGCGGCGGGCCGGACCCGGGGCGCCACCGGCCCUGCCCCGCGCCCUCGGGCGCUGCCGAGCGCCGCCGGCCCCCGGUUUCUCCUUUGUGCCCGGCCCCCGGCGGCCGCUGCGCCGGCUCCGCGGGAAUAAUGCGGGGCGUGUGGCUGGCGCUCACCGUCAGCUUCGUGGCCUGCGCCUCCGGGCAGCCGAGAACAGAUUUGACCUCUGAUAAAGAUUUGUACCUUGACAACAGCUCUGUUGAAGAAGCGUCAGGCGUCUAUCCAAUUGAUGAUGACGAUUAUUCUUCUGGGUCAGGUUCAGGUGCUGAGGAAGAUGAGGAUAGUGCAGUGAUGACAACAUCCAGAACAGUUCCAAAGCUACCAACAACUAGUGAUGCAUCCAGGGCUGAGACCACCACAGUGAAAAUGCAGACCAAGGUGCCUGCACAAACAAAGUCACCUGAAGAAAUUGAUAAAGAAGAAAGGCCUGAGAUGGACACCAAGAAAAAGAGCGAUGAGCCAGGGGAUGACACUGAUGUGUUCACUCAGAAGCAUUCAGAAAACCUCUUCCAGAGAACAGAAGUUCUGGCAGCUGUUAUUGCUGGCGGAGUUAUUGGUUUUCUUUUUGCAAUCUUCCUUAUCCUGCUGCUGGUGUAUCGCAUGAGGAAGAAGGAUGAAGGCAGUUACGACCUUGGUGAACGUAAACCAUCCUGUGCUGCCUAUCAAAAGGCACCAACUAAGGAGUUUUAUGCAUAAAAUUCCUAUUUAGUGUCUCUAUUUAUGAGAUCACUGAACUUUUUUAAAUAAAGCUUUUGCAUAGAAUAAUGAAGUUUUUUUUUUUUUCAUUAAAGAGCCGUUAUGGCACCUUUAUGAUAAAACCCCAUUGUAUUUAAAACUUUUCACAUAUUCGUUUAAAAAUGUAAAAUUAAAACUUAACAUUUGCAGUGUUCUGUGAAUAACAGUGGCAAAGCAUUAUUUUAUAAAACCAUUGAUGUUCACUGAAUGAUUUUUAAAACUUUAUGCAUAAAUAUAAAAUAAUGAAAAUUAUUGUUUUAUCCUAUGGUUCAAUGAAAGUUGUUUAAUUUUGGUCAGCAUGUCUCAGAUUGAUCUUACAAGUUAGUUUUUAUUUCAUUAAUUUAUCUGUUUCCAAAAAAUGCCUUUUUGUAGUUGUCAUGGUGCAAUUUGUCUUCAGAUAAUUCAGAUAACAGUAACUUUUAGUGUAAAUGUAAUUUUUCAGCUAUGUAAACUUCAACCUCCACUUUGUAUAAAUUUAAGUGUCAGAAUAUCAAUUUUACACUUUGCAUUGUUUCUCAGCAUACCUGUAGCUUCAGUGAGAUUUGUAACAGCAAAUUAAUGUGUAAAAUUGGAUUAUUACUACAAACUGUAUAGUCGUAUUCUUACUAAACAAAUCUCCUGUAAGGAAGAUUUGUAGUAAGCUACUGACAAACCUAAGCAAACCCAAAGACUCUAACAGUAUUUUGAGAAGUUGCUGCAGAUUUCUAUGGCCACUGUAUUUGUUAAUUAUUUGCAAUUUGAAGGUACAAGUAGAGGUUUAAAUUUUUGUUCUUUAAAAAUGCAUUUAAGUUGUAAACGUCUUUAAAGCCUUUGAAGUGCCUAUGAUUAUAUGUGACUCGUUGCAGACUGGUGUUAAUGAGUAUAUAACAGUAAAAGAAAAUGUUGGUAUUUUAUAAGCACAGACAAUUCUAAUGGUAACUUUUGUAGUCUUACAUGGAUAGACAUAAUUGUAAUUUGGGAACAUAAACACUACUGAAUAAAUCAUGUGGCCUAAUACUGAGAA